AUGAGCACUCAACCUCCUUACCACACCUCCACCUUCGGGGCCCCCAACCAGGACCCCAGCGCUGCCACCCCAAUUGGAACGCAGGUUGGCGCUGCUCCCCCCACGGAUCCAAUAACUGGACCUGCGCCUUCUACUGCUGGCCCUCACCAGUCCAACAUGGGCAAUCAGCUUGAUCCUCGCGUGGAUAGCGACCGGAGCAAUCGUGGUCAGCACGCCCCCGGAACCACUGCCGCGGGCAACGCCCACCACACCUCGCACAACCAGGGGUACAACCAGAGUUCCAACGCUGGUCCUCACAGCUCUUCCCUGAUGAACAAGGUUGAUCCCCGUGUGGACAGUGAUCUCGACAACCGGGCCCAGUAUGCUCCUGGGACCACUGCUUCGGGCAAUGCCCACCCUGGCACUACCCAGGACAAUGCGUACAGCCAUGGCGCCAACGACGGUCCCCAUAGCUCAUCGAUGAUGAACAAGGCCGAUCCUCGCGUGGACGCCCAGACCGGAGAGACAAGCACCAAGACCACGACCCAGACCGGUUCGGGCGCCGUGCACACGCCUGCCGACACUUCCAGUCACGCGGCAGGAGCUGGAUAUGGCUCUACUGCUGGACACGCACCGAUCCACGCCCGUGCCAACCCUGAACAUGAGGCCAAGUACGUCCCUCACGGUGAGCAGCGCGAGUAUGAUACCACCACUGCCACGGGCUCGAGCGGUACCGGGUCUAAGUCCGCUCAAAAGGGCGAGAAACUUGGCAACAACGUCAAGUCCAUGUUCGCGGGAGUUCAUGGCGCCGGAGAAUCGCUUCGUGGUGGCCUCACUUCGGCCGUAGAUAAGGCAUUCGGUCACGAAGAGGGCGCGGCGAAGAACGCAGAAAUUGCUAAUAAAGGCGAUCGUCAGAUUCAGUCGGGGCAGUUUGGUCGGAAUGCCCAUUGA
Aspergillus melleus is the source of this 930-nucleotide messenger RNA. RefSeq names its product protein dprC (gene dprC). NCBI's taxonomy places the organism in Eukaryota, Fungi, Ascomycota, Eurotiomycetes, Eurotiales, Aspergillaceae. The transcript is spliced from 2 exons. Bases 1 to 930 code for a protein of 309 amino acids. The record is from RefSeq and is a predicted model, not a curated record.